This is a messenger RNA of Daucus carota subsp. sativus, 2404 nucleotides long. Its product is annotated as LRR receptor-like serine/threonine-protein kinase ERECTA. The record is from RefSeq and is a predicted model, not a curated record. Gene Ontology annotation, cellular component: membrane. The transcript is spliced from 12 exons. Lineage: Eukaryota; Viridiplantae; Streptophyta; Magnoliopsida; Apiales; Apiaceae. Bases 1278 to 2138 code for a protein of 286 amino acids. Gene Ontology annotation, molecular function: protein binding.
CCGCAGAUAUCCCCCAACCCCCAGAUCAUUUUCAUGGACUAUACACACAUGUACAGGCGAGCGUUGAUAGAGUCAGUAGCAACUUAUUAGUGGUGGUGAUUCCUCAGAAAAUUGGCAGCAAUUCAUCUCCUGAUAUCCUCCUCUCUCGCCGCCGAUGUCGAGUAUUCCUUUCGUGAGAUUAUGCAGGUAAUACAUUUGAUUUCAGUUGAGAAUAUGACCAAAAAAUAUCCCCUGUGUGGACACAUAGUAGCCGAGGCGAGGAGAACGCUUAUUAAGGAAACUCUUGAUCUAUAGUAGCUGAAUUUAGGAAAAAUGAUUUAUAUUUAUCUUGUCAGAUUCUAAUCUUCCAUCUCGUUUCAUUUGUGCAUAGUGCAUUUCCAUGGUUAUGCAAUCCUUGAAUUUUGGCUUUUCAUUUGCACCAUUUUUUGCUUUCCAUGCCUUAAUAUAUAUAUAGUCCGGGCCAUUGAAAGAUUAUUUGUGUGUCCUGUCAAAAUUUGAGGAUGUUUCACUGGAAAUAAUAUACUCGUGUUGUAUGUAUAUUCAGAGACCAGACUUCUCUCUCAAUCACUUUUAUUGCCACAAUCAUCACCUUUAUUCUAAGGGUUUUCAAUUCAUUUUGUAAAUUAGGACAAAAAAGUGUUAAUGGUCGGUGCCGGUGGAUGUCAGCUUUUCAAGACUUUUGCUCUCUUGGGCUUUCAAGAUAUUCGUAUAGUAAAUUUCUCUCCCUUUUAUCACGCUUAUGUAUUGUUUUUUGAUAGAGUCGAUGCUUCUUGUCUGCUUUGCCAAUGAUGCAUUUAUCUGCACAUAUUAUCAGAGAAAAUUAUGAUGAUGUAUGCUAUAUUGUCACUACCUCUGACGCAAGCUUCAGGAAACUGAAUAUGAGUUUGAUUAAUCUGAAUUUGGUUGAUUAUUAUGGCUUUUUGUUGGUCUGGCCUUUCAAGCCAGCCUUGUAAUCGUUUCUUAAGAAUGGUUCCGAUUUUAAUGGUGCUCGUUGUUGAAGUCUGAAGUUUCAACUCGGGCUCUAGAGGCGUAAAUGUAAUUAACAUAUCUUUAUAGAAUAUGAAGGCCUUCUUUACUUGAAUUUAAAUUAUCUAUAUUACUGUAUUCUUAUUCUUAUGUUUGUGAUUGUCGUUUCUUUGCAAUAUUUGUUCGUCAUCUCCUGUAUGAGGUUUCUAUAAUUGAGGAAAGAGAUUUAUCAAGCCUGCAGAGUCAAAUUAAGACAAAUAGAGGGAUCGGCUUUGCAGAAGGAUGUAGUUGGACAGCAGCUAACUGUGAGAAUGUUAAAAUUUCUAUACAUUCCAAAUUCGCUCAAUAUUAAAAUGAAGAUACUAAUUUGUAAGUUUGCAGGGGAGGAUUUUGGACACUGUUGCUAUUAUUUUCCUGAGGUUGUUCUUGGUUUUUCGCCGAAGGACUAUAAAAAAAAAUGGGUUAUGAUAUAUUUGUUGGGAGUUCAAAGGAAAAAAAAGAAGACACACACACAUAUCAAUUACUGGGAAUUGAAUGAUAAUCAGCUCUCUGGCCAUAUUCCACCAGCACUCGAGGAGCUCACAGAUUUGUUUGACCUAAAUGUUGCCAAGAACCAUCUUGAGGGGCCUAUACCUGAUAAUCUUAGCUCUUGCACUAAUCUUAAUAGCUUAAAUGUAUUUGGGGACAAGCUAAAUAGGACCAUACCCUCUGCAUUUAAAAGGCUUGAAAGUAUAACAUAUCUGGACCUCUCAAACAAAAGUAUCGCUGUUGCAACUCCUUGGCCAAUUGGUGAUUUGGAACAUCUUCUUAAACUGAAUUUGAGCAAGAACAAUCUAACUGGACUAAUAACUAUGGAGUUCAGUAAUCUAAGAAGCGUUAUAGAAAUAGAUCUUUCGCACAAUAACCUGUCUGGUCCUAUUUCUAAAGAGCUUAGCCAGCUGCAGAAUAUAUUUAGUCUAAAUGUUUCUUACAAUAACCUAGCCGGGGUAUUUCUCAAGGAAAGAACUUCUUGGGCUUUUCACCAGAUAGUUUCUUGGGAAAUUCACAAAUCUGUGGCUAUUCAACGAGCCGAGACUAUUACUGAUUUAUGUGAAGUUAUACUUCUCCUUCACUUCCCCUUGCUUAACCUAAGGGCAAGGAGAGUUGAAAGAGAGAAGCAUUGGGUAAGAUAAAAUUAUAUGGAAUAAUUAUUAAUGAGAGCUUGACAUAUAAGAUUGGAUGAUAUCAGCAGACUUUUGUUUUAGUAUAGAGAAAGAUUAGCUUUACACAUUUUUGUAUCAGUAAUAUACUCAUAUUAUGUUUAGAUCACGCAAAUCUUAUAAGACUUGAUGUGAAGUCUCAGAUAUGAAUAUUCUAUAUCUGAGAAGUUUGUUUUGAAAGACAAGUUUGAAAUGUUUUUGGCAAAUAACAUGUCUUUGUAGAGCAAAUUUUUUUUUUA